Tilletiaria anomala UBC 951 is the source of this 325-nucleotide messenger RNA. RefSeq lists its product as uncharacterized. Bases 123 to 305 code for a protein of 60 amino acids. Lineage: Eukaryota; Fungi; Basidiomycota; Exobasidiomycetes; Georgefischeriales; Tilletiariaceae. The transcript has a single exon. The record is from RefSeq and is a predicted model, not a curated record.
CCUACACCAAUAAUCACUGCGCACGCAUCGUAUAUCACAACGGUCGCAUGAAAACUCAUAAUCCAGAAAAAACGUGUUGCAAUCGCAGCGUAUUGAUCGACCACCUUCACGCAAUAAGCUCAAUGAUCUACUUCGUGCAUGGCGAAGCGCUGCAAGGCACCAAAUUGGACGAGCGUGUAGCCAAGGGCACCCUCGCCGGGUACGACUGUGCCAUGAUGUAUCCUGUCUGGAUUAUCAGCCUUAAGCAAGUCCCCCGGUUUCGAUACGCGAGGCCAUCGAGACACCGGACAGGCCCGCUUCACUGACGAAAAAUGGAAGAAACCAC